UUUCUUCUUCUCCUCAGGUGAAAGGAAUGGGGAAGUACACAACCAAACAGUGUAAACGUUACCAUUACACUCAGCUUUUACUGUAAGAGGGAAUCAUACGCACGCAUUCAAUCCAGAGAGACUGACUACAUUAAAGCGCUGAAACACAGCUAGUAUGCAGAUGAACUGGGAAAGAUACCACCGGAAAGUGUCCAUACCAAAAGAGAUCCCUGAGCAUUUGUUCCGCUCAGACAACAACCUUGUGUUUAUGUGCAAGUUACCCAUUAAAGAAGGCGUCAGAUUUGCACAGGAUCAUGAAGCUGUACAAGUCAGUGUCCCAGCUCAGUGCACUGUCCACCAGCUCCGCCUGCAGCUCUGCAAGGUUCUACAGGAGACCAGUAGGCUUCCAGACCCAUUUGGGCUCCUGGAUCCUGACAAAUAUACCCUGCUAUACACAAAAGAUGAAGAUGAGUUUGAAAUUUAUGACGACUAUCAGGUGCUGAAAACACUGGACGCACCCUGGUUUCAGGAUGCUAAAGGAUGUCAGACAGUCUGGAUCAAGGUCUUGGCGAAGCAGGAGAACUCGGAAGAGAAGAUGUGCUACCAGAGGCUUCUGAACGAUUUGAUUGGGUAUGAUUUAGACAGUGCAGCAGCUAAUCGCUUAAGUGAGCCGAGUUUUGCCCGUAGAAAGUUUGCCACACCGCGCAAGGAAGAACUAAGAAGACGUGAAGCUGUGAAGUAUGCCACAGAGCCCUGGACGACUUCUGCACCACUACCAAAAGACCAGCAUGAUCAAGUCAAACGAAAGCUCCCAAUAACUCUGCAUCACGCCGGCACAAGCUUUCAUGUUAAGGCUGACGUGAACAAUACCCCUGCUGACCUUCUUAUGGCCAUUUGGGAAUCAAUGCCCUCAGGUGACCAGGCUUUUCCGAAAUGGGCAGAAGAGCAUGUUCUCAAAGUCUGUGGAAGGGAGGAGUAUCUGUCUGGAAAUUUUCAGCUCUCUGCUUUCCUCUGGGUCAGACACUGCCUGAAGAAUGUGCUGGAGAUUCACCUCACACUGGUUGCCGUUGCAUCACUUCCAGAUGAUACCGUGAGAAAGGAAUACUGGCCUCAGGUUGAUAGUCUAACAGGUCUCUCCAGUUGCCAUGAAGAAAUCUCACUGGCAGGCAAGGAAAUUGAAGAGAUUGUAAUGAUUUCACUCUGGGACUGUGAGAGGAACUUUAGGGUAAAGCUCCUUGGGUUUGACAUCCCUGAAAUGCCAGAGAAAACCCCAGAACUUGUCCAAGUAGAGGCCACGAUUAUCUAUGGCAGUAAGGUCAUAUCUUCAGUCUGUUCUUCCUCAAAGGAAUUUGCAGAAGAGGUUCUGUGGAACACCUGGCUGGAAUUCGAUAGGCCACUGAAGGUUAUACCUCGUGGAGCCAAAUUAGGCUUCACGAUCAACUGCAGCAUGGUUACUAAACCCUCUAAGAAAUCCAAGUCCCCUACCAGUGAAUCCAAAGUUCCAGACUUCAAGAAAUCCAAAGGAAAAGUACUAUAUUUUGCAAACCUUCAGCUGAUUGACCACAGGUCUCUCCUAAGUCAGGGGCCACAAACACUGCACAUGUGGUCUUUCCCAGAACAAGAAGAAGAAGCGUUCACUUAUGAAGCAGACAAACUUUCAACUGCCACCAACCCUGAUGUGGACAAAUCCAUGGCCAUCACCUUUCUGCUGGAUCGCUACAGCUUUCCUGUUGUUCUUCCUCAUAGCAGGGCAUCAUCUGAUAUCACAGCUCCUCCUAGUGCAGUAUCUCCUUCAGUAGAUCAUGAUGUGCCACUUCCCACGACUGCAACCUGCUCUUCCUCUUCACCUGUGACUUCUCCACCAACACCCACAGUCAAAGAUCGUCUAAGCAGGUUCAGGCAGGAGAGUGUUCGAUACGCUUCAAACCUUCCACAGUUCCUUCGCACUGUCGACUGGUUGGAUCCUAGUGCUGUUCAGGAUGUUCACUGGCUACUGGGAUACUGGAGGCCUGAGGACCUGGAAUUGCCAGUUGCUUUAGAGCUGCUGAGUGUAGACUACACAGAUGAGAAGGUCAGGAGACUAGCUGUCCAGAGGCUGGAGAUGAUGUCUAAUGAGGAGGUAUUGAGGUAUCUGCUGCAGCUGGUCCAGACCUUGAAGGUUGAGCCAUACCAUGACAGCUGCCUGGCAAGAUUCUUAAUCCAGCGGGCCCUCAGGAGCAAGCGUGUAGGCCAUUUCUUCUUCUGGUACUUGCGGAGUGAGGUGGCAGGCUGCCCGUUUUUCCGUCAGAGGAUGGCAGUCAUACUGGAGGCUUAUCUUCUCGGCUGUGGUGAAGCCAUGCUGUCUAGCUUUCAGUGCCAGGUUCAAGUUGUCAAAGCCCUGCAUGAUGUCGCCAUCAAGGUGAAAAUGCUGUAUCCAGAGAAAUCCUCUCUUUCAACAUUAGCUUCACAGAAACUGCAAGAAAUUCUGCAGGAGCACAAUUUUCCUCCAGACUUCCAGGUGCCUUUUGAUCCCCGGGUCAGAGCUGGCACACUUCUUCUGAAAGAAUGUAAAGUCAUGCCCUCCAAGAAGAAGCCACUCUGGCUUGAAUUCACCUGUAUGGAAUCAGAGGCACCAGCUGGUCCUCCAGUAGGUAUCAUCUUCAAACAGGGUGACGACCUCAGACAGGACAUGCUCAUCAUCCAGACUCUAAUGGUGAUGGACUCGAUUUGGCAGGAAAAUUGUUUGGAUCUCAACCUCGUGCCCUAUGGCUGUAUAUCUACAGGAUAUAAUAUAGGAAUGAUUGAAAUCGUGAGGGAUGCUGUUACCAUUGCUGCUAUUCAGAGAAAUCAAGGAGGAACAACAGGGGCAUUCAAAAAUAAUGCCCUUUAUGAGUGGCUGAGGGAGAAGUGCCCCCUUUUGGAGAAGCAAUACCAAGCCAUGGAGAAGUUUGUCAACUCAUGUGCUGCUUACUGUGUGGCCACAUAUGUGCUGGGCAUUGGUGACCGACACAAUGACAACAUUAUGAUAACAAACCAAGGGAAUCUGUUUCACAUUGAUUUUGGACACAUCCUGGGAAACACUAAGAGUUUUUUGGGUGUGAACAGAGAGAGGGUACCAUUUGUCCUCACUCCAGACUUCCUGUAUGUCAUGGGCAGGGUGAAGGGGGAAUCGAGCCUCUACUUCCGGAGGUUUAAGGACAUUUGUAUCCAGGCCUAUCUGUCUCUGCGUUGCCAGUCCCGCCUGCUGCUCACACUCUUCUCCCUCAUGCUGCUGACGGGAAUCCCUGAGCUAAGUGCGGCGCAGGACCUGCGCUACCUGCGGAAUGCGCUGCAGGAGGACCAGAGUGAGGAGGAAGCACACCAGCACCUCCUGCAGCAGAUUGAUUACUGUGAGGAGAAGGGCUGGACCGUCCAGGCUAACUGGUGGUUCCACUCAGUAUUUGGCAUGAAGUAAAGAAGUGUAAAACAUUAAUCAACAUUAAUCUGUGUGUGUGUCUAUGUGUGUGUUGGCACUUUUAGUAUAUUCAGUGCAUUUUAGUACAUUCUGCAUAGACAUUAGUGCUGUGAUCUGAUUAAAAGUCUUACUAAUAAUUAUGGUAAUAAUCUAAUCCAAAUAAAAUGACAUUAUUAA
Messenger RNA from Astyanax mexicanus (Mexican tetra), 3589 nucleotides. Its product is annotated as phosphatidylinositol 4,5-bisphosphate 3-kinase catalytic subunit gamma isoform. Gene Ontology annotation, cellular component: plasma membrane; phosphatidylinositol 3-kinase complex, class IA; cytoplasm. NCBI's taxonomy places the organism in Eukaryota, Metazoa, Chordata, Actinopteri, Characiformes, Acestrorhamphidae. The record is from RefSeq and is a predicted model, not a curated record. Gene Ontology annotation, molecular function: 1-phosphatidylinositol-3-kinase activity; 1-phosphatidylinositol-4-phosphate 3-kinase activity. Bases 155 to 3412 code for a protein of 1085 amino acids. The transcript is spliced from 11 exons. Gene Ontology annotation, biological process: phosphatidylinositol-mediated signaling; cell migration; phosphatidylinositol-3-phosphate biosynthetic process.